Actinia tenebrosa (Australian red waratah sea anemone) is the source of this 1000-nucleotide messenger RNA. Its product is annotated as zinc finger RNA-binding protein. Gene Ontology annotation, cellular component: precatalytic spliceosome. Lineage: Eukaryota; Metazoa; Cnidaria; Anthozoa; Actiniaria; Actiniidae. Gene Ontology annotation, molecular function: double-stranded RNA binding; single-stranded RNA binding; zinc ion binding. The record is from RefSeq and is a predicted model, not a curated record.
GUUGUUUAUUUAUCACAAUAUACAUUUAAUUUUGUUCAGGUGGGCCAGGGCUGUGCGACCCAUGUGAAAAAGAAAAGGUAGAUGCCUCUGCUGAUAUAAAGAUGCAAGAAGCAGAAGAUUUGACUACCGCAGCUCAGCACGCCCUUCGUCUACAAGCCUUCAGACAGCUUCACAAAGUACUUGGUAUCGACCCUCCUCCUCCAAUGCCGAGAUACCGUGGACGAUAUCCACGUGGAGGGCGUUUUAAGAGAAGACGGGAGGACAGUGGCCAAGGAGACGAGGGAGCCAAGAAAGAGAAAAAAGAAGGAGAAGGAGAUGCGACGAUAGAAGUGAUGGAUACAGUCACUGAGCCUAACGAAGCGGCGGCAAAAACUGAGUCCUAGAGGCCUCAGUACGAAGAAACGUCCCACGUUGUGUUUAGAUCUAUGCACGAGAAAUAUUUAUGUAGAAUAGUGAUUGGAAAUCGCAAGUUGUUUUGAAAUUCGAUUAUAUGUUAAGAUCAACCCAGGAAAAUUGGUUGACGGCCCAAAUUUGUUUUUCACGAAAACUUUAACCAAUAGCUUUUGCAGACUCAAUCAUGUCUCUCAAGACAGCUACAAUUAUAGAACCUGUACCCAAGUGUUUCAUUGCACGCCUUGAAACAACACAGUGCAUGUCUAGUUUGGACUUAGUAAAAUCGAAUUACUAACCCUUGUUUUUAUAAUUAGGUCUGUAUAAUGCUAGGCUUUGGCUCACUAGAGUAAUAACCAUCUCGCCGUCUGCUAGUAACAAAUACUUUUAAUAUAAAGUAUCCAUAACAUUUUUAUGAAUCCAGGGCUCCUGCUGAAUCAUAGAGCCAUCACAGGCAAUCGGUGCUUAAUUUAYUUCUCUCUCACUCUUAAUACGUUAAUAGAAGUGUUUAUAAGAAACUAAUCUAGUACAUUGUAGAAGUUAGAAGGCAUUUGUCCCAUCUGUUUUAAAGAUCAUUAGAAGCACUCUAACAAAAAUGGGAUUUUUCAAA